Molecule: messenger RNA, 2177 nt
Organism: Chiloscyllium plagiosum (whitespotted bambooshark)
Lineage: Eukaryota; Metazoa; Chordata; Chondrichthyes; Orectolobiformes; Hemiscylliidae
Product: 5-hydroxytryptamine receptor 4-like
Biological process (GO): adenylate cyclase-activating adrenergic receptor signaling pathway; positive regulation of MAPK cascade
Cellular component (GO): plasma membrane
Molecular function (GO): G protein-coupled receptor activity
Source: RefSeq, a predicted model, not a curated record
CCCAUUUACUCAGCAAGGAUAAUAUUGAACAACCGUUUAGUAUCUUCAAUACACAGUUGUACAAGAUACAAAUGAGAGAUAAAUAAUUGUCACUAAGGUUAAUGAUUUACAGCGGAGCUUAUCUGCUAGCGGGCGGUGAUGGAUGAGGAGCAAACACAUCAGCUGACCUUUGGAGGAAAGAAGCGCGUAUUAGUUUAUCUGUUUGCUAUAUUCCUAGAUCCUAUAUUCAAUAUCUAUACGGAAGAAGAUUUUAAAAAACGAAUGUUAGCAAGAAUUAAUGACUAGAAAUAUUCAGUGCAGUCGGCAAGGUAGUGGUAAAAUCUGUAGAAUGAAUCAUUACAACUCGAACUUGUCUUGGUGAGUGUAUCACGUUCUUGGCGAUUAUUAUCAGCACAUCGUCACAGAAGAUGAUCACUACACAGUUUGAUAACUGGACAUCACACUCUAACUUGUCAGGAAAAGAAUCAACUGCAACAUGGCAAGUCAUAAAUCAGAUUGUUGUCUUCAGUAUUCUCACCAUGAUCAUAGCUGGAACUAUCUUUGGAAACCUUUUGGUAAUUGCUUCAAUCGCCUACUUCACCAAACUGCGGACUCCAACUAACGCUUUUAUAGUCUCCCUGGCUGUUGCAGAUUUCCUCGUUGGCAUUAUUGUAAUGCCUUUUAGUAUGAGCAAACUGGUCUUUGGAUGGUAUUUUGGAAAAACGUUUUGCAAAAUCCACACGAUCAUGGAUGUAAUGCUGUGCACCUCUUCCAUCAUGAACGUCAGCUGCAUUGCCUUCGAUCGAUUCUAUGCCGUGUGUUACCCCCUGAAAUAUCGGUUCAGGAUGUCUCAGAAAAGAGUGACCAUCCUCCUUCUGAUUUGUUGGUUUGUUCCUGCUUUGGUGUCGUUUGUGCCCUUGUUCCUAGAUGUCCAUUUGAGGGGUUUGGAGGCCAUUCUACAACCCCUCGAUCCACAAAGUUGUGUGUUUAUGGUCAAUAUUCCUUAUGCUGUCUCUGCUUCAGUAAUUGCCUUCUACUUUCCCAUGUUGGUGAUGCUAGUGGCAUAUGGAAAAAUUUUCCAAGUAGCAAGGCUCCAAGUCAGACAGAUAUAUAGCAUUGAAAAUGGGAUACAGGGAAGAAGCACUUUGACGAGGUUCCAAAAUUCUUCCAUGGAGAAAGAAAGGAAAGCAGCUAAAACUCUUGGCAUCAUCAUGGGAUGUUUCCUGAUCUGCUGGUUGCCAUUCUUUACUAUGAAUAUAAUCAACCCUUUGCUUGGAUACCCAGCACACCAUGUUCUUCUUGAAGUUUUUUUAUGGUUGGGUUAUGUUAAUUCAACUCUCAAUCCUUUGUUAUAUGCUUUCUUCAAUCGAUCUUUCCGGCAAGCUUUCUACAUGGUAAUUGGCUGUAAGGUUUUGGCCAACAAUUGCCAAAAUAACAACUUGUCAGACAGCACCAGACAGAAUACACAUCUUGCAACACUGUCACGUUAAGACUAUCUCCCCAUUUAGCCAAAUGAGCAAAAUCCGUGGGCAGCAACAUGAUUGUUGCAUAAAGCUGUUCGAUAUGUUUUGACUACAAUAAAGAACUUUUUUUUUCCAUCUAUUGAAAACUUGUGUUUUAUUAAACAAUGGGGUGUUGAUAUUGGUGAAAGUGUCCCAGUGCUGUAGGUGGUUUUAAAGAGCAAAGCAAUAACACUAAUGUGGUUCAAAAUAUUUGGUGAUGUUUCUUCUAUAAAUAUGGGUCAUUUUGCAAGAAAAAGAGCAUUAGUUAUAACUAUAAUUUCCUUUCUGUUAAACUUUCAUCCAUUUUGUGAAAUAACUUUGAUCAUUGUUUUGAUCUCUCUUCAUUAUGUGCUUAAAGCUUUAAAUUGUACAUUCAGAAUAAAUAUUAAUUUGUCUUAUAAAAUGGAUUUAUUCUCAAUUUUAAAAAGCACACUGUAUCUUGUGUUACAUUGUAAUGCUAUGUUAAAAAUACUCAAGGGAGUGUCUGAUAGAUUUGGUUUGAAAUUGUGUGAAACAACUUUUUUGUUGUGUGGAACUGGUCUUUUUAUUUCAGGGAAAAACUGCUUAGCCUGUCUAUUGAAUUCUUUCCUCUCUGUCCAAGUGUUUGACAUCUCCUUUAAUUUGGCUCCUGAAUUUGUGAGUACUUUGAAAAUAUUUUCAAGAUUAUUUACUACAUUAAAAGGACUUAAUUUGUUG